AUGUCGAUGUCUGAAGCGAGUAUCUUCUGGCUUAAUACUCUUCAUGAUUGUAAACUCGAUCAAUCUUUAUCAUUACCAUUUGAUCGAUAUCGUCUUGCAAAUGAACAUCGAACUGGUCGUACAACAUCGAUUUCUUUUGAUUUUGGUCAAGAUCUCUCGCAUCACUUUGUUACUCAUGCAUCAUCAAAUAACAUCUCUCUUGAACAUCUCACAUUUACUAUUUAUUUCAUCUUUCUAUUUAAAUUAACUAAUGGACAAACAGAUCUAUGUAUUGCUGUGAACACCAAUAAUAAUCGAUAUAGAGAUGAACUCAAAUCAAUCAUUGGACUGUUUGAGAAUGUCAUCCCAUUACGAUGUCAACUAGAUCCACAUUGGUGUUUUCACCAUUUACUCGAACAUGUUCAAAAGAUAACAACAAAUAGUAUGAAGUAUUCAUAUUUUCCUCUUCAACGUAUUCUCAACCAACAUCCACAUAUUUCAAAACAUGCAUUUUUGGACACAUCUCUGGAAUUUAUAUCAUACAAGACUACCAAUAACAAUAAUGCAAUGGUGAUUGGUGAUUCUGGACUUGUUCCAGCGUUUGCCUCAUUCAAUAUUAAUAAAGAUGAGAUAUUAAAUAUAUCCGACUUCUCUUUUUUUAUUUAUCAUGAUAUGAACAUGAAUCAACUGUCAUGCACAGUCAAUGCAUCAUUUGACUUGUUCAAUACAGAGACAGUGAAAAAGAUUUCACAACGAUUUCAUUCCAUCUUACAUCAAUUAUCUACAUCGAUUAUUGACAAUCAAAUAAACAAACCUAUCUAUGAAUUAUCAUUAACAUUAUCAAAUGAACAAUAUCUAAUGCAAUCAUUGAAUAAUACACAAAUAUCAUUUUCAUC
Adineta steineri is the source of this 875-nucleotide messenger RNA. Lineage: Eukaryota; Metazoa; Rotifera; Eurotatoria; Adinetida; Adinetidae. The record is from the annotation of a GenBank genome assembly.